Molecule: messenger RNA, 1317 nt
Organism: Phyllostomus discolor (pale spear-nosed bat)
Lineage: Eukaryota; Metazoa; Chordata; Mammalia; Chiroptera; Phyllostomidae
Gene: DIO3
Product: iodothyronine deiodinase 3
Exons: 1
Molecular function (GO): thyroxine 5'-deiodinase activity
Source: RefSeq, a predicted model, not a curated record
AGCGUUUCCGCCAGAUGCCUGGCCAGGCCGGCCCGCCGCUGGUGGGGGAAGAGGGGGGAGGGUCCCAGGGGGCUAGGGGGGCUACGGCCACCAUGCUCCGCUCCCUCUUGCUUCACUCCCUGAGGCUCUGCGCCCAGACGGCCUCGUGCCUCGUGCUGUUCCCGCGCUUCCUCGGGACGGCCUUCAUGCUCUGGCUGCUCGACUUCCUGUGCAUUCGCAAGCAUUUUCUGGGCCGUAGGGGCCGGGGUCAGCCCGAAUCCGACAUAGAGCUCAACAGUGAUGGCGAGGAGGUGCCCCCCGACGACCCCCCCAUCUGCGUGUCCGACGACAACCGCCUGUGCACCCUGGCGUCGCUGAAGGCCGUGUGGCACGGCCAGAAGUUGGAUUUCUUCAAGCAGGCGCGCGAGGGCGGCCCGGCGCCCAACUCCCUGGUGGUCCUGCCCGAGGGGUUCCAUUACCAGCACAUCCUCGACUUCGCGCAGGGAGACCGCCCGCUGGUGCUCAAUUUCGGCAGCUGCACCUGACCGCCGUUCAUGGCGCGCAUGGGCGCCUUCCAGCGCCUGGUCACCAAGUACCAGCGCGACGUGGACUUUCUCAUCAUCUACAUCGAGGAGGCACACCCUUCAGACGGCUGGGUCACCACAGACACCCCUUACAGCGUCCCACAGCACCGGAGCCUGGAGGACCGGGUCCUCGCGGCGCGGGUGCUGCAGCAAGGCGUGCCGGGCUGCACGCUGGUCCUCGACACCAUGGCCAACUCCAGCAGCUCCGCCUACGGCGCCUACUUCGAGCGCCUCUACGUCAUCCAGAGCGGCAUCGUCGUGUACCAGGGCGGCCGCGGCCCCGACGGCUACCAGGUCUCCGAGCUGCGCGCCUGGCUGGAGCGCUACGACCAGCGGCUGCACAGCGCUCUGCCCGGCCCCGUGUAGGCAACCCGCGGGCCGCGGGCUGCACGUGGCGGGCCCCGCCAUGCCGUCGAGCUCUCGAAGACCACGUGCAAGCGCUCCGAUCGAAGUCAGGUUUGGCGAGGGCUCGGUGACACAGCUGUGCUGAGCCACACACUGCAGGCUGGGUCUGCACCCUCAGCCGAGCCACCUGAAGGCUCCCCCCCCCCCCGCCACCCCUACUCUGCUUCUGUGACUGUCCCUCACCCGCGCCUGCCUGGCUGGCUCUGAAUCCCUCCCAAGUGUGGGUGCUGCGCCACCCUGUCUGUGUUUGCCUGUGGACUUGUCCUGCAGAGGCCUCUGCCGUGUUCUUGCACACCCCCUCCCCGGAGAGAAGAGCCAGCACCUCUAGCCAGGCACAACAGCCCCCCCC